Pogona vitticeps (central bearded dragon) is the source of this 2693-nucleotide messenger RNA. The record is from RefSeq and is a predicted model, not a curated record. Lineage: Eukaryota; Metazoa; Chordata; Lepidosauria; Squamata; Agamidae.
CUUGUCAACCAUGGAUUUGUCAUUAUUGCAAGGCAGCCUCUUUUUCUUGAAUCAGAAGCCUGCCUGUUUGGGAUUCUUCUUUUCUUUCUGAAGUUCAGAAGAAUCCCAGACCUCUGAAGAGAAGCACCUGGAGCAGCUGCUGCAAAAUACAAUGGAAGAUUCACCAGCCGGUAUGGAUCUAAGCCAUGGUCGUGAACAGCGAGAACCUACAGAUGUCCAAGAUGUUUCAGCUGAUGGCAAUUCUAAUACAUCCCAUGAAAUGGAAAAUAUGGACAAUGGAGAUGACAGAAAGGAAUAUCGUUUGAGUAAUGGCGGAGAGCGAGAAGCUUCAGAAGAUGGUUCACUUAAAGUCAAAGGUGAACACACUGAAAAGGAAGAUGGCGUUUUGAAUUCGGAGCCAAUGGAAAUGCGACAAAGAGAACCUGCCAUCCUCUACAGCUGCCGACAGGAAUAUGGUGAAUAUGACAGCAUGGAGCUAGAGAAGCAUUCAGGGCCAUAUGACCUCAUCAGACCUCCCGGUGGAAAGCUGAACUGUGACACUUGUGGACUGGGCUGCGUCAGCCUCAACGUUUUGAUGGUUCACAAACGCAGCCAUACAGGUGAACGACCUUUCCAUUGUAACCAGUGUGGGGCCUCCUUUACUCAGAAAGGCAACCUUCUUCGCCAUGUUAAACUUCACACUGGAGAAAAACCAUUCAAAUGCCACCUUUGUAGCUACGCCUGUCAAAGAAGAGAUGCACUCACUGGCCACUUAAGAACACAUUCUGUGGAGAAACCAUUCAAGUGUGAUUUCUGUGGAAGGAGCUAUAAACAAAGAAGUUCACUGGAAGAACACAAAGAGAGAUGCCGGACGUAUCUGCAGAAUGUUAGCCCCAAUGAAGCUGAAAGCGUGGAGGGACGGCACAGCAAAACUGAGAUGGGGACCGAACGGGCCCUUGUGCUGGACCGCAUAGCGAGCAAUGUGGCCAAAAGGAAAAGUUCCAUGCCACAGAAAUUUAUUGGUGAAAAACACCCUGGCUUUGAAAUGAAUUACAGCCCUGGCUUUGCCUAUGAGAAGGAGAGGGAUGUCAUGAUACAAGGAUGCAUGAUGGAUCAGACCAUUAACAAUGCCAUUGGCUAUCUUAAUUCAGAUGCUCUCCGCUCAGUUGCGCAGACCCCAACAGCCCCAACGUCUGAGAUGGUCCCUGUGAUCAGCAGCCUGUAUCCCCUUGCACUUACCCGCCCUGAAGUGCCUAAUGGCAACCCCCAGGAAGUGGAAAAGAGCCACACUCAGAUGAGGGACAAGACUUUAUCUUCUGACAGAGGUCUUUCUCCAAACAACAGUGGCCAGGAUUCCACAGACUCAGACAGUAACCAAGAAGAGCACCAAAAUCAUUCCUAUCAUCAGAACCAAAUGGCCCUUCAUCCUUUGCAAGCCCGGAAUGGGCUUCUAGCCUUCAAGGAACAUCCUAGGGCUUAUGAGCUCUUCAGGCCACCAACUAUUUGUCCCCGUGAUGUCUUGAAAGUCUUCAACAAGGAUGGUGAACCCAUUAGGGUCUACCGAUGUGACCACUGUUGUGUCCUUUUUUUGGAUUAUGUCAUGUUCACCAUCCACAUGGGGUGCCACGGCUUCCGUGAUCCUUUUGAAUGUAAUAUGUGUGGCCACAGGAGUCAUGACAAAUAUGAGUUCUCCUCCCACAUAGUGCGUGGUGAGCACAGAAUGGGACUGAAAUGAAAGUGGAAGGCCUCUAUAAUUUUCUGGAAAAUGAAGAGCACAGCUAUAUUAUAAAAUUGUUCCUGUUUGAAACCAAUUUAAGUGUUGUGCCUUCUCCCAAACAAACCGGGAUUAUAGCUUUGUAAGAACUCUGUCAGGUUCUUAACAUUCUUUACCUUUACCUUUACCGAACUACUGCUCCCAGCUGAGAAUGAACCGAUUUAAACAAGGAUACGUUAUGGAUCAAACCAUCAGCAAUGCCUUGGUGCAGAUAUUUUGCAUCUGUCAUGUAGUCAGACAUGAAAGGAUCUGCAUUUUAUAAAGAAAAUAGAGAAUUUGCUUCAAUCUUGUUUCUGUAUCAGCUGUACAUGUGUUAGACUCUUAUCUACACUGCACUCGAAAACUCGGAGCUUAUCCAGAUGGAGUAAAAGAUCUGUCCCAGUUGAUCAUGCUUGGUCCCAUUUGAGACAGCUAUGUUUCUGCCUAGCGUACUGGUUCUUCCUGGUCAGCCAUUUAGGGUGUCUAGUUUAUGUCCUCAAGGAGCACUCCUCUCCAUUCUCCCCUUCUAAAAGAAGCAGUAGGCAACGACAAGUAAGACUGUGAUAAAUUGGGAUGAAUCUGAAGGAGCUCAGUAAGGUCUGCAUUGGACCAGUUGUAAGUAGGUUAUGGGUGGUGCUGAGAUGUAAUGGAAUUUUCAGGUCCCAGUAGCAGUUAGCUGACAAAACUCUGUUAUAUUGGCUGGAAGAGAGUUAUCUUAAGUGCCUGUUGCUAUAGAAAAGUAAAUGCACAUGUUGUCUAUGAGUACAUGUCAAAGACAAAAAUACUUUUUUAUAAGAUAUUUGUCCUGUAUUAAUAACACAGCUAUAGUUUUAAUGAGAUAUGUAUAUAUGUAAAAAGUCACAGUUGAUGCUAUUACACUGCUUUUUGCAAUUAACCUUUAGUAUUUUCACAAGGAGAUAGUGAUGUAGCCUGAGGGAUUGUGUUUUUCUCACAAAUACCU